Messenger RNA from Hydractinia symbiolongicarpus, 8450 nucleotides. RefSeq lists its product as uncharacterized. The transcript has 2 exons. NCBI's taxonomy places the organism in Eukaryota, Metazoa, Cnidaria, Hydrozoa, Anthoathecata, Hydractiniidae. The coding region runs from base 2837 to 3355 and encodes 172 amino acids. The record is from RefSeq and is a predicted model, not a curated record.
GGCAGCUAUAUCCUAAUAAAUAGUUUCUUGUACUUUGUUCUCACACUUCAGCUUUUAGCCGCGUAAUCACCCUGUAGGCAAUUUUUUUUGGGGUGCCUAUUUUAUUGUAAAAAUUGAAAGACAUACAUGAGAAAACAUUAUCCUGAGAAUUUUAUUUAAAACUGACAACUAGAAUAUGUUCAAAUGUUUUACAUUUCAUUGCAAGAAUCAUGCGAUAAUAUUCACACAGCAAAAUCAACAACAUGGUUGCUGGAUUCAUGCCAUUACAGAAAAAAUAGUAAAUGAGGGAGAGCAUCUGUAGCUGUGUUUCCAUCGUAAUGCUUUUAUAAAUGUAUCAACAAAGUCCGAACAUGAUAAAUCAGAUAAAUCAGUCGAAGUUUCUGUGUUAUAGUCAAGUCUCCGAAAAUAUACGCAUCAAUGUAAACCAUAAAAAAAUACUCACUCAAGAAAAAGUAGAAAGGAACAUAAAAACACUGCGUUUUGUUAUUUUUUAUCACUUUUGAUAAUAAUACAUGCAAGUGACAGUUUAUUAAUUACUUAUUCUUGAAUUAUUAACCACUAACCUUUUUGUAAUUCAAUAUGUAAAAACGUUAUCUGAUUUUGCCACAAAAAAAUACGCACAGCAUGGCUAAACACAAGUAGCGUGUAAGCACAGCUAAGCGGUACCAUUUUAAAAACUAAAUUUUUUUCUUACCCGCACAGACUUUAUAUUUGACUAUUUUAAGAAAACAAACACUCACCCGCAUUGACUUUUUGAAAAAUAGAUGCGUUUUUUUAAAUGGGCGAUUUUUUUAAAAAAUACGCACCCAGAAGCGCAAUAUGCGCCAUGAAUAUUUUAUUAGUCUUUUCUUCAUUUAAUCAAAAGGACAACACUGAUUCUUUUGUUUUAGAGCCUGGGAUCUAAAUUUACCAUAGAUUUGCUCACAUGCAUUCAAAAAACAUUUUCUUUUUCUUUUAAACGCGAACGAAACAAGAUCAAAACGUCAAAGACAGUAAGUAAUUCGAAAACAUGUUUGCCUAAUAUAGAAGCAACCACCGUGAUUAAAAUUUAAAAUUGACAAACACUUUAAAACUAACUUACAAGUCUCGUUUCUGAAUUUUCUUUUACAUUCAUUAGGCUAAAAAAUCGAUCAAAAAGUGGACUGAGGAAGACCUGGCAAGCGCGUUAUCUGAGGUCGAAAAUGGAAUCUCGUUUAUCCGAGCAACAGCCAAAAAAUACGGAGUAAACGAAGCCACAAUUCGCCUAAAAAUAAGAAAUAAAAAGGAAAAUAAACAAUUCGUAGGGUCUGGCCGAAAACCCACCCUUACUGAAUCAACUGAAUCGGAAUUAGCUGAAGUAAUCCGCGUCCUAUGCUGCCUCGGAUUUAGUCCUACACGAGACCAAGUCAAAAAUCUUGUCAAAGAAUAUGUGAAGGCAAGAAAAAUGAAAACCCCUUUCGCUGAAAACCGCCCUGGGAAGGAAUGGCUAAGAUUGUUUAUAGAAAGAAACAAGCUUUCCCUAAAAAAGGCAACAAUGAUCUGCAGUGCGCGUAAGGCCGUGACAGCAAAUCCUUUCGUUGUGCAUGACUUUUACGACAUGCUUGAAAAAAUCGUUGAAGAAAAAAAAUUUACACCCAACCAAAUCUGGAACUGUGACGAAUCUGUAUUUCCAACAGAUCCGAAAAGGUGCAAAGUGGUCAGCAGAAGUGGCGAAGUCGCAUAUCGAGUAACACCAGGUGCUGGUCGGGAAAAUACAACAACCUUAGCUGCUGUGAACGCAGCUGGACAAGCAUUACCACCACUUGUUGUUUUCCCAGGAAAGAAAUCAUCAGGAGUCUUGGUUCUCACCUGAAAGUAAGUCCCACACAGUAAAUACAAUUCUUAAUUGUCACCCAAUCUUCUGCUCCCCUUUCCCUCCUACACUAUUUUUUAUGUAUCCGCUGUCUAAAACAUUAUUUGGAUCUUGUUAGGUAUGCCAGGUACACUGUAUGGUUGCUCAGAUAAUGGUUGGAUGACCACUGAUGUGUUUGGCGAAUGGUUUAAACACUUUUGCAGAGUAGUAACAGAUCGGCCACUUUUGCUUCUCUUUGACGGCCAUUUGUCGCAUGUGUCUGCCAGCCUUAUCUUAAAAGCCAUGGAGGAAGAUGUGACAAUCAUGAAAUUUCCACCGCAUGUAACAGAUCUUCUACAACCGUUAGAUGUAGCAUGUUUUGGUCCCCUGAAGAGAGAAUGGGAACGUGUCUUAAAUAAAUGGUGUGUUUCUUACGGUGGUAAGCGUCCUCUUCAAAAAGCUGACUUUGUGGAGAAACUUGGACAGUGUUGGCAAACCGCACUUACUGAAGAUAACAUAAAAGCAGGAUUUAGACGAACAGGUAUAUUUCCGAUCGACAGAACGAAGUACCCGGAGAAAAGAUUUGACCCACAGUUACUUAAAAGAUAUAGAAGAUAGUGCAAAAUGGGAAAACCAGAGGACGUUAUGGAAGAACCUGCUCGCGCUUCAAAUACGCCGAAAAAAAUAAAAGAGCCAACGAAUGUAAAUGCCGCGACAACGCCAACGCAAUCAAUCGACACCACAAAAUCGCCGCUUCUUGCUAACGCUUCUUCAGCAUCCUUUAUUGUUGCUCCUUCAACUGCAAGCACCAAUCAAUCGACGCCAAUACUUCCUGCAUUUGAUAAUCACUGUUGCGAAGUAUCGAAAUUAAUUGGGCCUAAGCCUUUGCCCUACCCUGGAAAGGUUUGGGUGCCCAAAUGGGUACUGGAUGAUCCUCCAUUUGAAGAAAAGCUGCUAUCUUCAAUUAAGGGUCCAGUUGAGAAGACACAGCCAGUUCGCUGAAAAGUUGAUUGGAAAACAAAAGUGAUGUCCACCAAUGAUUAUUUGCAAAAGUUGGUCGAGAAAAAAGAAACUAAAAAACCAACCCCGAAGCGUCGAAAGAUCGAGGAAAAGGAUAAAGAGGAUAGUGACAUAGGAUCUGUAACCGAUGAGGAGAUAGUUGAAGACGAGGAUGAAGAUAGAGAUAAGGAAGAAGAUUAUGCUGACGAGGAAGAAGACGAAGCAAGACUUGUUAAAUUAUGGAAGUGGUUAUCACCACCAACUCAGGAGGAAGAGAUUGUUGGGAAAUGGUUUGCUGUCGUCUUUAAACCCGAGUCAGCAAAUGUAAAGAAAAGAACGCCAGCCGCUUCUCUUUACAUUGGAAAAGCCACCACUCGAUUCCUUUUAGACGCAGAUGGUCCAGCAUGUGGUAUUGAAUUCGACUGUCUGAAGCUACAUGUUGGGAGCGGUACAAUAUUAGAGUCGUAUACAGGAACCAUGCGGGAUAUUUCACUUUUUAAGGUCCACGAUGUAAUAGCUGGUCCUUUGGAGGUGUAUCCAGAGUGAGGAAACAAAUGGAGUGUUCCUGGUUAUCCAAGCAUCGAAAUGUUUUUUAAUAGAGUGAAAAAUAUAGACAGAAAACAAUUGAUUAUGAUCAAGGUGUAAUAUGUGCAGGGAAUUCCAGGAGACGCGUGCGAUCGCACGCGCACGCGCUGACACACGUGCAACAGCUAUUCAGGCGUGCAAUUUAUCGCACGCGCUAAUUACGCUCUUUACUCGCGUAAAAUAAAAGAAAUUGACGAAGGAAUUAUAAAAGUUGAUUUUCUACAGCGUAUUUAAUAUCGCUGCUUAAGGCUAUGCUUUAAGCAUUUAACUAUUAAAAACUGUAUUCCGAAACUCAAUCGUUUUAAGUCGACAGCUUCAACUGUAUCAUUAAAAACAGUUUAUAACCACUUGUAGUUAAAUUAAAUUUUUUUAAAAACGUUAAUUAAACGCUGUGUUUUUUUCCCCGUGUUUAAAUUAAAUGUGUUUUUUUCUGCCUGUGUGAAAUUAAAUGUUGAACAUUUUAUUUUAAAAUUCUUAACUGUAUAAAAGAACAUAACAUAACAAUCUAAAGAACAACUUUAAAGUAUUCCAAACAAGCCGUCUCCCAAAAUCUAACAAACAAAACUUGAAACCUCAAUAAAUAAAAAAUGACUCCCAUUUUUACCAUUUUUAUAGAUAAUAAAUAACCUACCGAGAAAAUAUAACCCUGGAAACAAGGUUGGGGAUAAAUAGCACUGCAAACAAAAUGGCAGACCAUUGCAGUAAGUGCAACGUGUGGCACUUGUCAGCGUCUCUUCGUCCACUGUUUAAAUUUAAUUCUUUGUUAUUUACCUAUUAUAAAUUACUUCCUACAACGAACCAAGGCGUUUUGUUAAUAUAUUUAGCACUUUUACACCACUUAAAGAACACUCACGGGACUGAUAAGAGUGAAAUAAACCAGGAAAAAAAUCGUAAAAAACGUACGCGCAAAUUUUCUAAAAUAGAUUUACGCGUGCGAUGAGUAGCACGCGUGUUUUUUUCUUCGUGGAAUUCCCUGAUGUGUGUCCAAGUUAAAACACUAUUUCCUCGUCAAAUGACUGCAUUUUUAACUUCUUUGUUUCCCAAAACUGAGAUUUUUAUUAUCAUAACUGUUUAUUUUGUUACCUAUAACAAGAAAAAACAAUUUCAAACACAAAACAAGUGAUUUAAUCAAGAAAAACUAGAAUAUCGACCGUGCGUAGUUUUCAAUUGGAAGCGCGUAUUUGUUAUAUUAUUUGACCAGUUAAAUAUCCGCUCAACCGGAAUAAAGUACGCAUGCGAAUUUUUUUAACGGCAACCGACGUAUUUUCUAAUGGCGAGGGAAGUUGAAAGAUACGCAAUGUUUUUCUCAACUUAAAGGAGUAAUACAAGACAGAGGCAAAUUCUAAUAAUUGGAAUCUUAAAGUAACUAAACUGCUUGCGUUUUAAAAUAUUAUUUAUUUUUGGUUAGCGAUUUUAAACACAUUUAUGCUUUAAAUUUCCGUAAAUGCGUAUUUAUUACCAGACUUGACUAUAUUCUUUAUUAUUUAAAUGUUUUAACUUACUAAAAUCAGACUUUUCUGUGCAGCAACGACCUCUUCCUGUUGUUGUUUCUGAAGAUAGCUUUGUCUCGCUAGCUGUCUCACUUUUUGAUAUUUUCCUUUGUUCAAACAGUUAGUCGUUUCAUUACGGAGACAUUAUCACAUCUAGACAAUUAGAAUAUAUACCUAUAUUUUCAGAAUUUCCCCUUUUAUGCUCUAAAUUUAAUUAUCUCCAUAAUGAUUCAAAUAUCCUUAACAAUCACAAUGUGCAUUCACCCUUGUUGCUUUUUUUUGCUUAUAAUAUGCAAUAAACCCUGUCAUGCUAACUAAAAAAGACAGAGCGUGAUAAACAUUAAUUAUCAUAAUUAUUAACUAUGAGACAAUAUUGUGAUUUCUUCUUUCUGUUUUGUUUUGUUUGGUCUCUGGUCUUCAAAACAAUGGUGACUAAAAUAAAGACAGGCCAUUCCUUGAGACAAGUGCGAUCGCACACGCACUCGCCCACACACUCACACUGGUAAAAGGAUUUACGAGUGCUUUUUAUCACAGUUGUGAAUUUUUUCUAUUUCGAAAAUAUUACAGAGCAAUGAAAAAUGCUAUUACGCUGAUUACAUAACAUUCAUUUCUUCGUGAUUGAUUUGUUUGAAAACUAUAGAGAACAUUAAAGUCGGCCCUUUUCCUUCAAGCUGACACUCUUAUGCACGGCUGGUGCAUUUCACAGAGAUUCAAACAAAAGACGGAAGACCAUUUGGAACCAUGCCACAAGUCAGUCUGACUUUCAUUGUCACAGAGAAUAUACUGUGAGAAGAGUGCGCACCCAUGCAAGUUAAAUAUAACCAGAACAUGGGAGAGGUUAGGUGUCCUGUACCUUAAUACAGCUUUCGGACGAAUGUUCUCGUGAUGUAAUACCCAAAAAAAAAAAGUUAAAUAAAGUUUAAAAAAUCUUUUUAAAAGGGGAAAGAGAAAUCAAAAAUGUCUAGAAAUAUAUUUAAUGCCAAAAACAUAUAGCAAAUCUGCCAAUACAUCAUCGCGUUCAACGUUGUUUCAACCUUGCCCUUGUGGUUAAUUUGUUUUACCAUGGUUUUGCACAAUUCAUUUCUAUACAGCUUAAAUAACAAAAAACGUUUAAACGAAUAACAUUUAUAAUAAAUAUUUGCAAGUGUGAAUCACACUUCCAAAUAUUCACAUCACACUUGUAAAUUUUGCCUACGAGUGCGAUUUUUCGCACACCAUAGCACUCGUAAUUUUGUUAGCGGGUUCUUUUUGUAGCUCUGGCAUAGUUUUAUUCAAGAAAUGACCUGUAAAGAGAAAAUUUUUUUUUUCUUCUGUGCCUUUCCAGUAAAAACUCUGGGAUAAAAUUUCUUUUUAUUUUUGAUGCCAUGUUUUACAAAAAAAAAGCCAAAAACAUGGCGUGAACAGAGCCUACCAUAAUGGCGAUGUUAUUCAACACCAUCUCAGUGCUCAUUUAAAGUUAAGGCCGUUUGUUUACCUACAGUUAAAUAAACAUUUUGUGACGGCCUGCUUAUUAGACAGGAAUAAGAGAUCAACAAGAUCGUUAAAUAUGGCGGCUAGAAAAAAACAACAAAUUUAAGAUAUUUAAGUACCAUUAUUUCCAUUUCUAGUAAGUUAUGAAAGUCAUAACUCCGCCUGAACUUUAAAAUAUAUAAAGAAAAUAUAUGUUAAUUUAUUUCGAAAAGGGUGAUUAUGCACCUUUAAUGAACUCACAAUAAGAUUAUAUCUUAGCUCCGUUAUGUGUACUGUAAUCUCUAAGCCCACAUAAACUAAUCAGUAAGUAAAUAAAGUUUUUAAUGACAUAAAAUAUAAUAAAUUUAUUAUCUGAUGGAUUUAAUAUCAUAGCAGUGCAUUUGCUUUGACCAAAGUAUGAAAUGCACUUUCAUUUCACUAUUUUUUUGCAAAAUUGCUGCUGUAAACUGUUCUUCUGUGGCAAAAAAACCCUCAAAAAUUGACAGUUAAUUAAUUUUUUUUAUAAUUAUGAAAAAUAAUUAAGAAUAGACAUCAGCACACGUGACAAAUGAUUUUCUCAAUGAAAGUAAAGAGGUGGCCAUUGGUAAAUUCUGUGUCACUGCUGAGAUACAAAUUGACAUUAUAAUUAUAAUACCAGAAAUGAACCUCUUUAUUUUGUUGAUACUGAUAAAAUUGACAACAAUGUAGAUUAACGCCAAUCAGGGGACCAAGCCCACUAUCUAUUAUAUACACUAAAAUAUACAAAGCAUAUAUGAAUUAACAUUAGUAAAAAUCUCUGUCUUUCUUGUGCACACUAUGUUGGCUGGUCCCUGAAGCGGUGGAGAAAUAAACAAAACAAAGAAUAGGAAAAUCCAAAACAUAAGAUGAAACGUCCAGAGAUGAAAAUGUCCACAGUGGAAGAUAAGCGUUUAUCAAUUCUCAUCUAUCAUUGUUUCUCGCUGUUUUAAGAACACAAAAUCUUCAGAAUAAAACCAAUAUCGAUAAUCAAACAAUAAGCAUCUGUGCUAUAACAGUUUUGAAUCGACUUCAACCAACAAAAGUCAUUAGAUCCACUGUUCAAUUAACUUGCCCUUCUGCAGUGUUUGAAUGAGUUGACUACAUUGAGCUCCACGUUUUGUGAGACAAUUGGCAAGUUGAUAAGAUCCUGGGCACCAUUUUACACUUCUAAUUUCACCCCUACUUAAUGAUUCUUUGAUAGUGCUGAUGUCGAUACGUAGUCUUCGAUCAUCAACCAUUUUUGUCGAGUUAAUGGCUUCAAUAACACUUUUGUUGUCUACAAUUGCAUCAAUAGGAAAAGCUUGCACCACCAUUGAUGCUGUCUGUUGUCCAAAUAUUUCAAGCAACAUGUUUUGAUGAAAAAUAGCAUCUUCCAAUCCCUCCUGAAGACUUAAGGCUUCAGCUGCAAUGGUUGAUCGAACAAUACGUUUGAUCUUAUUAGCUUGCCAAGACAAUACACAGCAGUGAUUGUUUGCAUCAGCAAGAAAGACAAUAUGCCCACCCAUGCUGGAUACACCAUCACUGAGAUUUGCAUGUGAUGCAUCUGAGAAAACAAUAAUACGCCAUGUUUUUAUCUCUGCAAGAAAUGGGUAAAAUAUUGUGCAUGAUCCUUGCUUCAGCCUGCGUAUGUUUUUAGUCGCUCGAAUAAGAUCGUGAACACAUGCAUUCUUAAAUUUUGUGCUUAAAUCCACCACAUCAUAUGCCAGAUCAGGUCGUGUUCCUUGGGCAACCCAGUUGAGACGUCCAACAAUUGAACGUAGUUGGGUAUAUUCAGUGUUGGUUAGUUCUUCUUUCUUUUGCGACAAUCGCUGCGAAGAUAUACAUGGAUUUUCAAUGUUAUCCACAUAUUGAUUCUGCUGUAACAUUAUUCCAGACUCAAUUUGCUCUAUUUCAAAACCAACAUAACUGAAGACGUUUUCUUCGAACUUACCAACAAUGAAACGUUCCUUCAAACGGUCGAUCACACACUCUUGAAAAACACUGGAACCAGCAUGCAGAAAAUCAUCAACAUGGCAAGCGAAAAUACCAUGUAAUUCACCAUCCUUCUCAAAAUAGAAUAAUGCAGGAUCCAAUUUGGAUUGAUGGCAUUCAGACCGCAA